AUGGCCGACCAAUUCAAAGCACGAACUCUAAAGCGCAAGAAUGUCAAGGGCCUUGCCUUGAACGCUGCUCCCAAGCCCGCCGCCAACCCAUCCGACGGUGAUGCUCAGGUCCCUGGAGCUAUCGGAAAUAGUGAGGGUACCCGGACUGAUACCUUGGAGAUUGGUUUGGAAUUCAGGCUGGAUCUGCGCAGCGAGGAUUUAGUCACCCUCAAAGAACUUGGUGCUGGAAAUGGAGGAACUGUGUCAAAAGUCAUGCAUGUUUCGACCAAGGUUGUCAUGGCUCGGAAGAUUAUCCGGGUUGAUGCCAAAGAGGGUGUGAGGAAACAGAUCUUGCGAGAACUCCAGGUCGGCCAUGAUUGUAACUCGCCAAACAUUGUGACCUUUUACGGGGCAUUCCAGAACGAAGCAAGAGACAUUGUGCUGUGCAUGGAGUACAUGGACUGUGGUUCACUCGAUCGCAUCUCCAAAGACUUCGGACCUGUUAGGGUCGAUGUCUUGGGUAAAAUCACAGAGUCGAUUCUCGCCGGCUUAGUGUAUCUCUAUGAAGCCCAUCGCAUCAUGCAUCGUGAUAUCAAGCCGUCCAACGUUCUAGUGAACUCUCGAGGCAAUAUCAAGCUUUGUGACUUUGGCGUCGCAACGGAAACAGUUAAUUCUAUAGCAGACACGUUUGUUGGCACAUCAACUUACAUGGCCCCAGAACGUAUCCAAGGUGGUGCCUAUACUGUCCGUUCGGAUGUCUGGAGCGUGGGCUUGACGGUUAUGGAACUCGCUGUUGGCCGAUUUCCGUUUGAUGCGUCAGAUUCCGCAGCUGGAGACCGGGCCAGCGCAGGCCCUAUGGGAAUAUUGGACCUUCUACAGCAAAUUGUUCACGAGCCUGCCCCCAAACUGCCCAGGAGUGACGCUUUCCCGCCGGUUUUGCACGAGUUUGUCGCGAAAUGUCUGCUGAAGAAGUCCGAAGAACGACCAACCCCUCUCGAGCUAUAUGAGAAAGAUGCGUUUCUACAAGCCGCCAAGCGAACACCUGUUGACCUCCAAGAGUGGGCAAUCAGCAUGAUGGAACGACACAACCGAAAAUCCUACCUAGCACCCCCCGCACCGAAAUCCUUGAAGGAGAGUAAAGACACUCCAUUGCCCGGACAGCCCAAGGCCCCAUCUCCUGUUCAUGCCCAAAAGCAAGUGUCCAGCAAGUCCUCGCGUUCCACAACCGGAGAAGCUCCUCUCAACGUAGACCACGGCUCCUCUCAGCAACGUCAACACGCCCCAUCAAAUCCUCCCUAUAUACCUUCGCGGCCAACUCGCUCUCCACCAAUUUCGUUGGAACACCUAUCUCUUGAGUCGAGGCAGGAUGAAAAUCGAUCCGCUCGUCGCCCCUCUCGAACCCCCCUGGGCGAUACGAGCUCCACCACGGACCAGUCUCUACGGCCUUCUCUCGGCUCUCGUUCAGCGAGCUCUCACAAUACGAACUCGCGCAUGCCCUUGCAGAGCACAGCCCUGCCCUUCCGUGCCGCUCCUACGCCCGCAGACCCAAACUCAGGAGGCUGGUCGCGGCGCGGCGACCACAUGACAGGAGCCGUUUAACUCAUGGUCCACUCCACCACCUUAUUUUUUGAACUUUACUAUUACAAUGUGGUUGGGCCACCGUGUUUCUGAUGAUUUUGCAUCGGCAGGGCGUAUUCGUUCUUUGGCCAUUCCUGUUUAUUUGCCGCCUGUACCUUUCCUUAUCCCGAUUUCCUUUGUUUCUAUCCUGGCAACGUGCCUGUGCCCCUUGGGUUCAUGAUUUGAAGACCCUUUUUUGUACCUCUCUUCUUGCAUUCCUUUUUCUUUUAAUUGAGGCUGGAACUCUUGCAUCUGUCUUAUUCUGGAUUUACAUCUUGAAAUGUCGUUGGCCUUUUUGUGCAAAUUUAUUCCAGCGAAGAAUGUAUGUCAUUGCAAAUCACCACCACAUCUGCACAGUUUCCAGGGUGGCAUAUUUUUAUGUCUACCUCUGCCACGUACAGUGAUUGGUUAAAUUCAGGCUCAUUGU
Molecule: messenger RNA, 2023 nt
Organism: Aspergillus versicolor CBS 583.65
Lineage: Eukaryota; Fungi; Ascomycota; Eurotiomycetes; Eurotiales; Aspergillaceae
Gene: ste7
Product: MAP kinase kinase Ste7
Exons: 4
Coding region: 1-1578 (525 amino acids)
Biological process (GO): protein phosphorylation
Molecular function (GO): ATP binding; protein kinase activity
Source: RefSeq, a predicted model, not a curated record